GACAUUGCGACAAUGUAAGAAUACAAAUUGCGCUAAAUGCGUGUCGCGAUGAAUUUUGAUGUUUUUCCACUACCAGCAUAUUCUGCGUUUGAAAUAAUGCCUGCCUGGACCAUCAUCUCGCCACGCGAGAGAGACUAUGGUCAUCCCUUGCGCCCCAAGAUAUUCAGGAUCAUGAAAACUAUCUACCACAUGCUACACCCGUCCCAUGAGCCCUCCAUGAUUAAUGAAGCAAAACAUAUCGCAACCCUUGGAUAUGCAGUCUCACAAGAAAAGCCAGGACCGCCCAUCCUAUCAAGUGUCGUCAUCCAUUUCCGUCUCUCCACAGAGUCUGUCACGCGCUUUGCUAUCCUACUCCAUGACAUGCAGAUCGAAGACAAGGUGCACGAUGUGCGCAUCCCCAUUCCCGACGAACUUAAGUCUGACAUGAUGGAUGUCUAUGAUUUCGUUUCUGCGAGGUCGCAGAAAGUGGUCAUCUCUUCUCAUGACUCGGACAAUUGGGCGGAGUGUAAGCUUGCACGUAAGGUAUCGAAGCAGCUGCAAGUGCAGAAAUACCACGAACGCCUUCUACAACAGGAGGGUGAUGGUGCCGUAGACAUCAUCGGUCUACGAUCAGACUCUUCGCGUUGUUCCAUAUGUGAUUCCAAUCUUAUCCACUGCAACAACUGUCAGGUUGCAUCGUGCGAGUCGCAUGACUGCCGUGGAUCUUCUGAUCCCCCUUUCGCGCAGUGCGUCAGACACCAAAUGCAGGUACUAUGUUUUCCAUGCCUCCAGGCGCAGGGGUGCGACCUAGAAAAGUGUCCUGGGUGCAAUUCUUGGUGCUGCGCGAGGGAUAUCUCCUCGUGCACCGGUCAUCCAGUCAGUAUCCCGCACAUGCGUCGCGUACCCGGCGACAAGCUCAUGUCUUUUGGCCUACUCGACGCAUACUCCGAAUCUGCACGCGCUCAUCCUCCCAAGCGCGGUUCCUGCAUGGAAUGCAAGCUACCCGGCUGGCGGAGCUGCCAAAACAAGCUAUGUUGGUCCCAAUCAAUCUGUCAAGAGUGCACAAGUGGUGGUAUCACGUGUCCGUGCGGGGAGGUAUGGGCAUGCGACCUCUGCACUGAGCACGAUCCUAGCGUCUUCAUCCGCUGUCCCCGCUGUGACCGACCGUUCUGCUACAAUUGCUCCUACAUUGACGAAUGCUGCCGGUGCCAGAGCUCGGAGCUCUGCCAUGACUGCGCCGAAGAGGCUUCCGAAACGGACACUAGGAAGCUGAAGGUUUUGCCUGCUAAACUUGUUGUGUCGUGCGGGAGUUGCGAAUUGAAGGUGUGCGAUCGCUGUGAGUCGCAUAUGGUGUUUUCGUGCGCGGUGUGCUCGAGUCGACUUUGCACGCCGUGUGUGGACGCUACUGUAUGCUCAUGUAGUCGUGUGCUGUGUGAUGGGUGUGUUGCGGAUCAUGGGUGUAGCGUGUGCUCCCAGAGGCAUAGGGACGAUGAUGAUGAAUCUGAGGGUCUUUAACGUAUACCCUAUCCAACGCUUUGGCUUCGUAUGUAUUGACAUGGCAGUGGAUUCGCUCCUAUAUGUAUAUAGAGUGCGCAGCUCACUAUCAAGUGAAAGCCUGUUGAUGUUUUCUGAUGGGUAAUUGGGUUAUCUAAUGACCCGCUUUCUGCAAC
Molecule: messenger RNA, 1649 nt
Organism: Suillus paluster
Lineage: Eukaryota; Fungi; Basidiomycota; Agaricomycetes; Boletales; Suillaceae
Exons: 2
Coding region: 37-1494 (485 amino acids)
Source: RefSeq, a predicted model, not a curated record